GCAUUUUACAACAUUUCUGGAAAGGAGUAAUCAAUGAUUAUAAAAGGACCCAGCUGAAAAGAUUCGCGUAUAAAAUUAUUUACUAUGAAACACCCGGACGAAUCCCAGAAGAGCAUCAAAAGUCGGAUCUUUGUGGCAUCUGUCGCAAAGAAUUACUUCCACAACUAAUAGAGCAUAUCACCAUAUUAACUUGUGGGCACCUUUUCCACUGGCAGUGCCUUGAACGCAUCUCUCCUGAACCAUGUUGCCCAUUUUGUUCAGAAGAACAAGGAUCUACAAAAAAACGUACCAUUGAUAAUUCUGAUGAGCGCUACGAAUAUGACGAUCACGACAAUGAUUAUUAUAACCCCUUGGCUUUGAUCACGGAUAACAAUAAUCACCAUAAUGAUAGUGAUGACAUUUCUGCUCCUGAAAUUCAAGAAGGUCGUCUCAAUGAUGAUGGACAAAGAGCUCAUCCUGCCGUUCCCGUUGACAACAAUCACCAUGAAAAUACAAAUAAUCAUCACGAAGGUGAUGAACAUAACCAUGACCAUAAUCAUGAAGGUUUUGGUUCAGGCCUUGGUCCUCGUCUUCGUCGUCGGCGUGUUCGCGAUAGUAGUUAUCAUCCACGCGUAGCUAAGGUAAUUAAAAAAAUUCACCAUCGUAAUGAGUCAACAAUUUCAGCAGGUCCAGCUGAACAAGCGGAGACGAACCAGAUUAUUACGCUAGAUCAAUCGAAUUCUAAUACUUCUAAUUCCCAAACUCGAUCAAGAAGAUAUUCGUCAAGUCCACCGUCUUCACGUGAGCAGAAUAUGUUGCAGGGGUUGAUACGAGAAUUGUUCACGCCUAUCAAUGAGGAAACCAACGGUAAUAAUGAUGCUGGAGAAGAAUUUGAGGGUUCAAUACCAUUAACUAUUAGUGCAGGCGUUAAACAAUCUGCAAUAUAG
Funneliformis caledonium is the source of this 926-nucleotide messenger RNA. NCBI's taxonomy places the organism in Eukaryota, Fungi, Glomeromycota, Glomeromycetes, Glomerales, Glomeraceae. The record is from the annotation of a GenBank genome assembly.